Salvia splendens (bonfire salvia) is the source of this 3649-nucleotide messenger RNA. Its product is annotated as putative disease resistance protein RGA3. The transcript has 3 exons. Gene Ontology annotation, molecular function: protein binding; ADP binding. Lineage: Eukaryota; Viridiplantae; Streptophyta; Magnoliopsida; Lamiales; Lamiaceae. The record is from RefSeq and is a predicted model, not a curated record. Bases 284 to 3355 code for a protein of 1023 amino acids.
UGUAUUAUUAAUUAAUUUUCAAGUAGAUUGCAGAGUCCUUAUUUAUUCAGCAAGCCUUCAACUUAAUCGCUGUUACUACAUUUGCCUAAAAAAGCAGCUCCAAAAAGUACCUUGUCGUCCUCUGCAGUACCUCUCGGACGCUCGUUGCAACCGUCGACGACCGCUACACAACCAUAGUUUGCCAGCCCUGCAGCCAGCCUUAAACUUAAUCUCUAUCAGCCAGCAACGAUUUAGUCUACCGUGCAGGAUAAAUAAAAAAAAAAAACAGCUCCAAAUAACAUAAAUGGCGGAUGCUAUAGUUUCAGAAGUGGUGGGGAGAAUUGCAACUAUGUUAGAAGAUAAGAUUCGGUAUGAAUUCAAUUUGGUUAGAGGCGUGAAGGACCAACUUCGUUAUCUUUCCAAGAAGCUCAACACUAUCCGAGAGGUGUUGGAUGAUGCUGAAAAGAGAGGAGUGAAUGAAGAAAGUGUCAAAAGUUGGUUGAAGAAGCUCGAAGCUACGGCCUAUGAGAUGGAGGACAUUUUGGAUGAAUGGAACUACUAUUCUCUUCUCAAAGAUAAGAUGGAACCUAAGCAAAAGAUAGGAUGCUCCUUCUUCAGAUCUUCUUGUUUAUGUUUCAAAAAAGUUUCAGUCCGUCGUGAUAUUGCCAAGAAAACUGAAAAUGUGAAAGCUAUGCUUGAACAGAUUUACGAGGAGAGAAAGGAAUUUGAUUUUGUCAUGGCUCCGCCUACAACUGAUCCCGUGCCCACACCUUGGCGAGUGCAAUCCACACCUUUUGUUGACUUGACGAAAGUUCACGGGGUGGAUAUACAUCACAAAAAAGAAGACAUAGUGAGGAAACUAAUGCUUAAUGGUGGUCAUACCCAAGUUUUGUCUAUUGUUGGAACCGGGGGACUUGGGAAAACAACGCUUGCCAAACUUGUUUAUAAUGAUGAACGAGUGAAGGAUUGUUUUGAAUUAAGAAUAUGGAUUUGUGUUUCUGACCCAUUUGACGUGGCUGGGAUCGCAAUUGGAAUUGUUAACAAAGUGGGAAUACAAGAGAUUCCUCCGAAUUCCAACCAAUUGGCACUGGUAUUAGAAAAGCUAGAGGCUUCCAUUUCGGGAAAAAAGUUUCUUCUUGUGCUGGAUGAUGUUUGGACAGAAGACAACACCAAGUGGGAGCCUCUGAAAAUCAGUCUCCAAUGUGGUGCAGCAGGCAGUAAAAUUCUGGUGACAACGAGAAAGGAAACGGUAGCUAAGAUGGUCGGUACCUUAAACGAUGAUAUGUAUCACCCAAAUAAGCUUAGUGAAGAAGAAUGUUGGUCAUUAUUGUGUGACACAUCUCUUCUAGGAAAGAGUAAUAAGGAAUAUGGAAAAUUUGAGGUGUUCGGCAAGAAAAUAGCUAGAAAGUGCAAUGGAUUGCCUCUUGCUGCAAUUGUUUUGGGAACACUUUUGCAGUUGAAGGAUUUGGAAGGAUGGGAACAUGUAGAGAAGAGUGAAAUAUGGCAAUUGGAGAAUGCAAAAGUAGAGCUUUUUCCUCAUUUAGUUUUAAGCUACAAUGAUUUGUCCCCGGCUCUUAAGCGUUGUUUUUCAUAUUGUGCCGUCUAUCCUAAAGAUCACCAAAUUCAUGCAAGGACUCUGAUAGAAGAGUGGAUGGCGCAAGGUUAUCUAGGCUCUGAUAGUGGAAAUGGAGCACUGGAACUCAAAGGGCGAGAGAACUUGAGAAAUUUAGCAAUGCGUUGUUUGAUUCAGGACAUUGAGAAAAGUGAGUCGGGGGAGCAGAUAGAAAGGUGUAAAAUGCAUGAUAUAGUACAUGAUUUUGCUAUGUUUCUUAGGAAGAAUGAUGACAAAGAGAGAAGUUGUCAAGCUUGUGACUCUUCAUUGGUUUCUCAUGUCCAAGAAUAUCGGAGUUUGUGGGACAGAUACUACAAACCUCCUGUUGAUGAAAGAGACGGAAGUUAUAAAGUGUGUGAUUGCAUGAAAAGUCUUAGGGUGUUAAGAAUUGACAGUCAUAAUCUAGUAGGAAUUGAAACGUUAAUUCACUUGAGAUGGUUGGAUUGUAGUUAUAUUGAAUUGCCAAAGGAUGGCCUUGAAAUCAUAUGCAGGCUUUAUUUCUUGCAAACUCUUCUCUUAUCAGAGUGCGGCCUAACAGUGAUACCACGAGAAAUUGGAAAUUUGAAUCAAUUAAGACGACUUGACUUAAGUCAGAAUUUUAUAGUGGAUGAGUUACUAGGGAGCGUGUGUAGUUUGAUUGAAUUGCGAUCUCUUUCCUUAGAAAGGUGCUUUCUAGAAGUGAUUCCACAAGAAAUUGGGAAUUUGGUGAAGUUAAGAGAACUUGACUUAAGUCAUAAUUAUGUAAUGGAGUUACCAGAGAGCAUUUGUAGUUUGGUGAAGUUAAGAGAACUUGACUUAAGUGAGAAUGAUAGAAUGAAGGAGUUACCAGAGAGCAUUUGUAGUUUGGUUGAACUGCAAAUCUUGAAGAUAGAAGGCACUAGUAUCAACUGUGUGCCUGAAGCAUUAGGUGAGUUAAGUAAUCUCCGCACACUGCAACUGCGCAAAAUUAAAGUUGGAAGUCAAUACAACAAGUUGGGUUUUCUGAAAAAAUUAUACCCUCAUCUUACCACCGAAUCUCUAGAUUUGGGAAUCUACUGGAGUAGUAUGAGUGAAAUGGAGGAAUUGGUUGAGGAUGCUCGACAAGCAGAGUUACAGACAUUCCUUCAAAAACUAGAAUCACUCAAUAUAUAUUUCAGUGUUAAGAUGAAUGAAAUGGAGCAAUCAUCAUCAUCAUCAUCAAUGUGGAUGGAGGUAGCAGAAGCUCUCGUGCCUCAUCACAACUUGAAGAGAUUGGUAAUCGGGGGAUAUAAGGGCUCCAGGCUUCCGCAUUUGAUGUCAUCACCCCACAACUAUAUAAAAGAGAUUCAUCUGACUCUUUUGAGUGAGGUGUCAUCAUUGCCGGCUAUGGGGAAACUACCUUUCUUGCAAAUUCUUGAGUUUUGUCAUUUAGAUGAAUUGAUGUUUGUCGGAAGGGAGUUUUUAGGAAUAGAAUCUUCAUGUGAUGAUGUUGUUGUUGCAUUUCCUAAACUCAAGGAAUUGCAUUUUAGUCAUUGCUCCAAAUGGGAGGAGUGGGAGGACAUAACGGAGGAAGAAGAAGAAUCUGCAGCCAUCUCCAUCAUGCCAUAUCUCACUGAAUUGACUAUCUCUAUAUGUGAGAGUUUGAAGAAGCUGCCGCAUCGCCUCCUGCAUAAAGUCUCUUCGUCUUUGCGGAUCUUGAGUAUCUAUGGUUCAUCAGAGCUAUCAAAAACAUACAGAGAGGACAAGGAAGGUCCAGCUUGGAGAUCCAUAUCCCAACAUAAUCCCCAACUUCGACUUUACCCAUAGGUCUAAUACAAAUAUUUAUGCUUUUCUGUUUGUUUACCUUUUUUGAGAUUGAAUUUGGGAUUAUCAUAUGUAUUUUUUGCUUUAAUCAUAAAUUUUUAUUAGAUGGGUACUCUUUUUCCUUCAUGGCAUUUUUCCCUUUGGGUUUUUUGGCCAUGCAGGUUUUAAUGAGGUCCAGCCUUGAGUGAUCGUUAUGUGUUCUCCAAGGUUUAGGUUUUGUUUUGUAUGACGUGAUCCUUCCAAUCGUGUAAAUCAGUAAUAUUUUUAUAAUAGAGCUCUACUUAAACUGAUUGCCAA